GGUUUAACUGAACUCAUUGGAAAUCUGCUACCAUAGUAACCGCUGACAACUCAGCACCACUUCAGAUGACGGUGAAACAGCAGGAUGUCGGUGAAAAUUUCAGGGGCACAGCUGGUGAGAGUGUGCACAGUACUCCACGACUGUGCAGACCAGCUUACAGUUUUAGGAAACAUCAUUCCCGAUACUUACAAGGACCGCCCAGAGGCUGACAUGGUGGUGGGAGCAGACAUUAGCGGGGUCAUUUCACAACAUAGAGAGGCAGAGCAGAGUUUGAAGAUGGUUCGUCAAAAUCAGGGUGAGGGUGGUACAGUAACAGGGGCGAUGCAAGAGAUGCACAGAUCACACAAAGAACUGAGCCGCACCAUGGAAACAAAUCCACUAUCACCCGACAACCUUGCAAAGGUCCAAAGGGACAGGCAAUUUCUGGCCCAGGUGAUCACAAACGUGUUGGCAGAUCUGAAAGACAAAAGCACAUUUGAAAGCUUAUUUUUGGCUGUGGAAGAGGAGAAAAAGAAAAAGGCUCAUCUCCUUGAUAUAAUAAUAAGAGAGGAGGAGGGCCGGCGACUGACCAAAGCCUUGCAGAGACAGCUACAGGACAUCCGCAAGGAAAAAACUCUCGAUUUACAGAGACGCGAGGAGAUGACAGCCCAUCUCAAGGACCAGCUGCAAGAGAUGAAGGUCAAGACGAGUUUGGAGAGGAAAUAUGUAAAAAGCAACACUGAGCUACUUGUUUAUCAAGGACAGAAACUCAACACGCACAAGGAGAAGCAGUUGGAUGAUGAAAGAAAGCUCCUACAGGACAAAAUGGAGCUGGAAAGGCGUGUUCACAUGAAGAUUGAGACCUUCCUUAAGGAAACCCAGUCCACACUAGGAGAAAAGUUAGAGUACUGGAUGGAACGCUAUGAGAAGGACAUGGAGGACAAGCAGCAGGAACUCAACGCCCUGAAGAACGCCAAGGCCAGCAACCUUAUUCAGCUGCAGGAUCUGGCGAAGAAGUAUCGGGAGAGUGAACAGGUGGUCAUGGAGGACCGGCUGGAAAAGGAGAACCUUCGCAAGAGGCUGGAAAAAGAUCAGUUGGAACGUGAUGCAUCAACCAAGAUCCAGUCAUGGUGGCGAGGGACAAUGGUGCGCAAAGGACUGGGUCAGUACAAGAAGGGAAAGAAGGGCAAAGAAGGCAAGAAGGGCAAGAAGAAAAAGUAGUAAGACACAUCCAAGAAAAUCAGAGGAUUCGGGGGGAUCUGAGGACUGCCAAUUAUCAGAUAUUUUCUUUGGAAAAUCAGGUCCCUUGUAAGUGUUAUUUUAUAAGGCAAGGUUGUACAACUUGUCAACAGGUCUUUAAUGAACUGGCCGCAUCCAAUAUAUCUUGACCAGAAUCUACGCCAGCUGGAUACCUCCACUCUCUUUUCAGUCAACAAGCUGAAUUACAGAAGUUUGAUUAAAUUAUUCAACACAGAAAAAUGCAACAUUAAACUUGGUUCACCCCAAAUUCCAGCCGA
Molecule: messenger RNA, 1496 nt
Organism: Clupea harengus (Atlantic herring)
Lineage: Eukaryota; Metazoa; Chordata; Actinopteri; Clupeiformes; Clupeidae
Gene: drc9
Product: dynein regulatory complex subunit 9
Biological process (GO): cilium organization; sperm axoneme assembly
Cellular component (GO): cytoplasm; sperm flagellum
Molecular function (GO): protein binding
Source: RefSeq, a predicted model, not a curated record